UGGCAAACGAUUUACAUAUCAUACAAGGAGAAGUUACUUCCUUUAGAGACAUAUUGAAUACCACAGCAGAGAACACCACACGUACUGCCAGAAAUCCACCCUGACUUAAAACCCAUGAUAGAAAAAGCAAAAUACAGAAUCAAACAAGAAAAAAGUGAGAAAAAGUUCCUGGAGACCAAAGCUUUCCGUGAUGCUCAAAACAAGCUCCAAAAGAACAGAGUUCUAGUUAUCAAGGGAAACACAGGAGAUGGCAAAACGUCUACCGCCAUUCAACUUCUACACUGGCUGGUCGAGGAGCAGCAAUGCAGACAGCCCCUUCAGCUUCAUAGAAUUAAGAAAUUAGAUUUAUUGGCUCCAAACUCUCAUCUGAUUACUUUCAUUGAUAAUAUUUUUGGUGAGAAUGAUGUUGGUAGAAAGGAUGUAGAAGAUUGGAAUAGAAGAAUUACAGAUGUAGAAACACUUUUUGGUGGUGAACAAAUUCAGGCCAAUUUUUUGCUCAUUGCAGUUCGUAAUGAAAUAUUCAAUACUUUGAAAAAAUCUUCUAUAGGAACAGUUUUCACUGAAGAUAACAUCAUUGAUCUGAGCUCAGGUAAGUACAGAAUUGCAGAAGAAAAAAAGGCACUUUUAGAGAUGUAUAAGCCAGACAAUUUCUCAUGGACAGAGGGAGAAAUAGAAAACAUUCUAUCUUAUGCCCCAUAUAUUGGAUUCCCACAAUGUUGUCAGCUUUUCUGCAAGUCUGAUGAUCAUGAGUUGCAGAAAACACGAAGUGAUUUUUUUAUGAAGCCUGUCAAAUUUUUGAAAGAAGCAUUUUCAAGGUUACCAGAAUGUUCUGCCAUUUUGUUUCUGUUCCUCAAUGAUGGGGAGAUAAAGGUAAAAGAUCUAGACCCAAAUGGUGAUAAAGUAAACAAAACAUUGUUAGAGGAAGCAUUUGAAAUUAGUUUAGUUGAUGGUGAAGUUGACAGAACUACAAUGUCAUUUAAGAAAAAGGUAGGAUUUGUGAAAGAUAGCUUAGACAAAUUAUCAGGAUUUUUGGUAAGAAAGGAGACUUAUUGUUCUAAUGAUGAAGUGUACAGAUUUGACCAUGGUUCUAUAUUAUUCACAGUAGCCCUUUUGUAUGGAGAGAAAACCCCAGUUGGUUACAUACAGAAUUGUCCCAGGAGGUUCCUCAGUUAUAUAACAACUUCAAAAACAUCUGAAAACAUGGUUGUCAUAUCAUCUGAUAAUUAUACAGACAUGUGUAAACGUCUGCUCCAAGAGUUUCAGUGUGAGGUGCUAGAGGUGAGACCUUUUGAUGACUAUAAAGAUCCAUCCACCUGGAUAGACAAAUUUGAUAUGAGAAAUGUUUUUGAUAAAGUAAGUAUUAGCAUUGGCUCUCUAGAUGUAUGGAAAGAUCCUGUCUUUCUUGAGGGAUUUUUCGAGUUGUUAAAUGAGAGAGAAGUUAAUAAACUUGAGGUGUUCAAUAAAGCAUGUUACUUCUGUGCUGAAGAAUGUGCUUUAUAUCUUCUGCGUAAGGGAGUCCAACCUGACAAGGACACAGAUUGGUGGUCAUUGAUUACAAGAGGUGGUCAUCGUAAGGGAGAUGUGGAUGUACUUAAGAAAGUUGUGAAAUACUUGAAUGAUGAGAUAAAACUUAACUUGCUAAAUGAAGCAUGUCUUUCUGGUUCAGAAAAAUGUGCUUUAUACCUUCUGUGUGAGGGAGUCAAACCUGACAAGAACACCAAUUGGUGGUCAUUGAUUACAAGGGGUAAUGUUUGGUUUGGUAAAGGAGAUGUGGAUAUACUGAGAAAAGUUUUAGAAUACUUGAAUGAUGAGAUAAAACUUAACUUGCUAAAUAAAGCAUGUCGUUCUGGUUCAGAAGAAUGUGUUUUAUGUCUUCUGUGUGAGGGAGUCAAACCUGACAAGGACAUACGAUGGUGGUCAUUGAUUACAAGAAGUGGUCAUGGUAAGGGAGAUGUGGAUGUACUUAAGAAAGUUUAUAGAUACAAGAAUGAUAGCUACUUGAGUGAUGAGGUCAAGCUUGACUUGUUAAAUAAAGCAUGUCUUUCUGGUUCAGAAGAAUGUGCUUUAUACCUUCUGUGUGAGGGAAUCAAACCUGACGAGAACACCGAUUGGUGGUCAUUGAUUACAAGGGGUAAUGUAUGCUUUGGUAAAGGAGAUGUGGAUAUACUGAGAAAGGUUUUAGAAUACUUGAAAAAUGCGAUAAAACUUAGCUUGUUAAAUAAAGCAUGUCGUUUUGGUUCAGAAGAAUGUGCUGUAUGUCUUCUAUGUGAGGGAGUCAAACCUGACAAGAACGCUCUGUUAUAUGUGGUGGAGGGUGGAAGUGUGAAAUUGUUCCGUGAACUACUUCAGCAUGAUGUCUCUCUAACAGUGACGAAUGAGUCCAAUGACAAUGUCCUACAUGUUGCGUGUCAGCGGGACAGAGAAGAGAUGGUGGCAAUGCUGUGUGAAGAUUAUCCACACUUGGUACAUGACACUAAUCAUGCAGGACAAACCCCACUUAAUUUAGCAGCAGAGAAAGCAAACUGUUCUAUAUUCAAGUUAGUGGAGAGAACUGUACUUAACUCUUUGUGUAGAGUUGAGGAUGAACAACACAAGUGUGAGACAGAAGAUGGUCGUGUGGUUCAUAGGAGUUGUGCGUGUAGUCAGUACAUGUCUCAGUUAGUGGAUAAGUAUGGCUUGGAGAUAGAUGAUAGGGGUGAUUGUAAGGUUGAACUUAGAAUGCAUUGCAUACCGUUCUAUGAAAAUGGAAGGGCGUGGACAAUAUUACAUCAGAGUUGUGCGGGAGGUAGCAGGGAUCUUUCAGUUUAUUUGUGUGAGAAAUACCCAGCACUAACCACAGUUGUAGAACGUGACGGGCGGACAGUGUUACAUGUGAGUUGUAUGUUUGGACUCAGGGAGAUGUGUGUUUAUCUGUGCGAGUCAGUCCCACAAUUAAUCACAAAGUUAGAUGAUGGUGGCUGUCAUUGUCUACAUUGUAUAGCCAUGCAUACAUUAGAUGUAGAAUUGUUCACCGAGUGUGAAACUCGUGUGAAACAGUACAUGGAGUCAUUAAAACUGAAGUAUGACAUCAGAACCAUACGGACAAGGAAGGGCCGAUCAGUUUUAGACUUGGCAAAGGCAAGGACAGAUAAGUUGACAGAGAUUAUUAGGCAGAGGGAAGAGCUGUCAUGUGCGUCAUAUAACAACCCUUUGUAUGAUCAUCUUAAAAAAGUUUUUAGUAGCUAAAAUUUGUCCUAGUUAAUAUACAUAUCAAUAUAGACCAAACAUUUAAGUAAAGUGUUAUUGCAAUUUAUUGUUUUAUAUGCUGUUAAAACAUUCCAAACAUUGUGUAACAUUCAGUAACAUUUUACUGAUAAAUUUCUAGUGAAGGAAUACCUAUCUUCUAUACCAGACUCAAAUGUCAUAAUUUUGAUGUAUAACGGUUUGCUGAUCAGUGUAUUGCCCCGUGAUCAGCAAGGGUAAUUUGGAGGCAAGGUCUCCUUGUAGUAGUUGGUAUCUACCUCUAUGAACAACACACGAGAGGCCCGUCGCCUGCUACCCAGAGGAAUGGAUAAAGGUGAAGUGUCUUACGUAAGGACAAAACUACAACUGCACAGGCCUAUUCAUUUCUCCAGCUUCCCUGAGAAACAUCAACUGAAAAUCUUAGGGAGUGUUGAACCACGGUACCUCAGAUCUUCACCAGAGAUUAGGUGGCUGACAUUCUAACCGACUUAAGCUGUUGCGGCCUCAUUGUAACAGACAUUAAUUAUAAUCAGUUACCUGUACGAGAUCCUUAUGCCAUUAAUAAAUUUUCAAAUAAGUGAUAUUGAACUACAUCUAUUAGGCUUUUAAACCCACCAUCUGAUUCAAAUUGCUCUUCAGAAGGCGUAUGUUAAAUUCCUCUUGUGUUAUUUGAGGUUUGUAGCCGUACAUAUUUCUCGAAGACUUGAUGCAUCUUUCUCAGAUUACCUAUAUAGUUUUUACCGAUGUGAGACUUUUUUUCUUUUUUCUUGGCACCUUGGUAUGUUGUGUAUGCAGGUAUAGUCCCCUGGCAAUAUUUAUUUCCUUAAUUACUGGUUAAUUCCCUAUAUGUUGUCCUUAAUUAAGAUUUGAGGAUGACCUGGUUAAAUUGCUAAGGUUGUAAUAGAUUGCAAUAGAGUGUCUUGUAUCAAAGACCUUGACUGAUUUCAAAAGCCAUUGACAUAAGGUAAUGAAUAUCUAGAAAUUUAAAAUAUAUGUAGUGGUAAGAUAGAGACAGAUAUUUUCCAUCUCUAAAACUGGGUUUUGAGAUCAGGCAAAAACUGACAAAAAUUAAAUCGUGUUGAUAUUCCAC
Molecule: messenger RNA, 4312 nt
Organism: Pecten maximus
Lineage: Eukaryota; Metazoa; Mollusca; Bivalvia; Pectinida; Pectinidae
Exons: 4
Coding region: 115-3225 (1036 amino acids)
Biological process (GO): neuronal action potential; negative regulation of delayed rectifier potassium channel activity
Cellular component (GO): synapse; axon initial segment; membrane
Molecular function (GO): transmembrane transporter binding
Source: RefSeq, a predicted model, not a curated record